AUGUUACCGGCUAUGGCUAUCAACGAGCAUUAUUUCGUGGAGUGGAAAGAGCAAUCUGUGUCGAAAGAGAGGGGAAACCGUGUAGUUCACUAUUUCUUGAAGGAUAAUUCAGGGGAAUCUAUUCUUGCUGUUGUGGGUACAGAGAGGAGUGUUAGGCAUAUGUGCUAUGUUGUUUCUGAAGAGUUCGUUAGUGCCCAUGGAGCUGAUAGCUCCAUCCAAGCCGGAUUUAGGUGGAGAUCGAGGCGAGAGGUUGUGAAUUGGCUUACUUCCAUGCUCUCUAAACAACACAGAGGAGAUUCUGCAAUUUCACACAGAGAUAACCCUACGUUGGAGGAAAAUAUUCAGCAGACUCAGACGCUUUUUCAUAAGGGUCAUUUAGCUAAGAAUUCGAAAGGUCAUCAUUUAGGCAUUUCCUGGUCAGGCUCGGCAUGGGCUUGUGGUAAACAGUUGAAGCAUUAUCCAGCAUUUUGCCGUAAUGGGAUAUCAAUUGCAGUACAAUCCUUUGUUUUUGUAAUGGCCGAAGAAGAAAACCAUUAUAUUGCGUAUUUGGAGGAUAUGUAUGAAAACAAAAAGGGCCAUAAAAAAGUCAAAGUGAGAUGGUUUCAUCACAACAGGGAAGUCAAGGGAGUUGUUUCUUUGCGUAACCCUCAUCCAAAGGAAGUCUUUAUAACUCCAUACAUACAAGUCAUUAGUGCUGAGUGUGUCGACGGCCCCGCCAUAGUAUUAACACACGAACACUAUGAAAAGUGUCUGUCUGUUUUUCCUCAGGAUCUAUUAGGCCGAGUUCAUUUCUGUUUCAAACAAUUCAAGAGUAGCAAAAUAAGGCCUUUUAAGCUAAGCAAAUUGCGCGGGUAUUUUGAUCAGCCGAUUUUCUCAUGCUUUAGCCCUGAUUUUUUCGAUGAAAAGGAGGUCAGCUCCGAGGAUGACGUGAAAGCCGGAUCCAAAAGAAAAAGAAGUUCCAGAGAGUUCAAUAAGUCGAGAUAUGAUUUAUCGUACAAGAAAUAUGAUCUAACGAGUCGGGAGCCAAAUUUCCUCCUCAAGCACGAUGAGGUCCGACUUCAGCAUACCCCAGUUUUUGUAGUGAAUGAAAAGGUGGAAUUCCUUUGUCAAGACAGUGGUCUUCGUGGGUGCUGGUUCAGAUGCACAGUCUUAGAGGUCUCCAGGAGACAAAUGAAGAUUAUGUACGAUGAUAUCAAGGAUGAGGAUAGUUGCAGCAACCUUGAGGAAUGGAUUCCUACGAAUAGAGUGGCGAAGGCCGACAAAUUAGGAAUGAGACAUCCUGGGCGUUCGACCGUGAGGCCCACAUACCCUUGCAAUGAGGUGGGCCCAAACUUUGAAGUUGGAAAUCCGGCUGAUGCCUGGUGGAAUGAUGGAUGGUGGGAAGGGGUCAUAUCUGCCACAAGUGAUGAUAAAGAAGGUUUUUAUGAAAUUUACAUACCAGGUGAAAAUUUGUAUCUGAAUGUUGAGGUAAAGAACCUAAGAGUUUCGAAAGAUUGGGUGUUUGAUGGUAGGUGGGUGGAUGUCGAGCCAAACCCUCGUAUUCUUGGCAUCAUAUCUGCAAAUAAUAUAGACGCAGCCACAGCUGAUGAUAAUUGUCAAACCCCCGAUCACAAAGUUGAAGAGGAGGUUCAUCACGACUUAGUGGGCAAGAUGCUAAUAAAUGUCCCUUUGAAAGAUGAAAGCACCAACAAAGACAAGGAGAAUAAUUCCGAACAUGUUAACAACGAGAAAGAGGAGAAUAUGGAUUGUGACCAGAGAGGUGAAGCAAACAGUGAAGCUGAUAUUGUGGGAAUUAGCGUUGAAGAUGGCAGUGGGGACCGCAACUUGGUGGAAUGUGAGAUUAUUGCUGAGCUGGAAUCUGAGGGCGAAGCAAUGGAAACCCUGACCAGCCAUUGA
Messenger RNA from Striga hermonthica, 1896 nucleotides. Lineage: Eukaryota; Viridiplantae; Streptophyta; Magnoliopsida; Lamiales; Orobanchaceae. The record is from the annotation of a GenBank genome assembly.